Messenger RNA from Peromyscus leucopus (white-footed mouse), 1126 nucleotides. Its product is annotated as olfactory receptor 11A1-like. Gene Ontology annotation, biological process: G protein-coupled receptor signaling pathway. Gene Ontology annotation, molecular function: olfactory receptor activity; G protein-coupled receptor activity. Bases 156 to 1106 code for a protein of 316 amino acids. Gene Ontology annotation, cellular component: membrane. NCBI's taxonomy places the organism in Eukaryota, Metazoa, Chordata, Mammalia, Rodentia, Cricetidae. The record is from RefSeq and is a predicted model, not a curated record. The transcript has a single exon.
UCUUCUUCAGUCCACUCUCUCCCAUUCAGGUACCACAGAGCAGAGAGUAGAUAGAGUGGAGAAUAAAAGCCAUUCUGUUCACGUUUUUGUGUAAACUAGAACUAGCUAUAUUUUGUGUGUUUUCAUUAUAUGUUCUCCUUUACAGAAGCCAAAGUAUGAUGACCUUAUCCCGGGAAAAUCAAACGAUGAUAGUGGAGUUUGUUCUUCAAGGAUUCUCUUCCAUCCUACAGCUAAAUAUUUCCCUCUUUAUAGUGUUUUUCAUCUUCUACAUCCUAACUGUUUCUGGAAACAUCCUCAUUGUCCUCCUAGUUCUGUACAACCAUACUUUGCAUACUCCCAUGUACUUUUUUCUAGUGAACCUGUCCUUUCUGGAGGUCUGCUACACCUCCAACAUUGUCCCCAAGAUGUUGCUGAUUAUCAUAGCUGACCAGAAGACUAUCUCAGUGGUUGGCUGCUUGGCACAAUUCUACUUCUUUGGAUCCCUUGCUGCAACAGAGUGCCUCUUGCUUGCAGUAAUGUCCUAUGACCGCUACCUUGCCAUCUGCCAGCCUCUCAGAUAUCCCAUCCUGAUGACUGGCUCUCUCUGCCUAAGGCUGGCUACUGGAUCUUGGUUCUGCUGCUUCCUCCUCACAGCCAUCACCAUGGUCCUGCUGUGUAGACAAACCUUUUGUGGCCCUAAUGAAAUUGACCACUUCUUUUGUGACUUUACCCCUCUGAUCCACCUCUCCUGCAUGGACACUUCACUGACUGAGACCAUUGCCUUUGCCACGUCUUCCGCAGUCACUCUGGUCCCAUUUCUCCUCAUCACAGUUUCUUACUCAUGCAUCCUCAUUGCCAUACUAAGAAUCCCAUCUGGCACUGGCAGGAGGAAGGCUUUCUCCACCUGUUCAUCCCAUCUCACUGUCGUCACAGUAUUUUAUGGAACACUGAUUGCCACAUAUCUUGUGCCCUCUGCCAACUCCUCCCAAUACUUGCGUAAAGGGUUCUCUCUGCUCUAUACUAUCCUGACACCUAUGUUCAAUCCCAUUAUCUAUAGCCUGAGAAACAGAGACAUCCAUGAAGCUUUGAAGAAAUGCCUGAGUAAGAAGCCAGGCUUUCUCAUAUGACAUGAAAAAGAAAAGAGCUA